This is a messenger RNA of Hibiscus syriacus, 1642 nucleotides long. Its product is annotated as F-box/LRR-repeat protein 14-like. The record is from RefSeq and is a predicted model, not a curated record. Gene Ontology annotation, molecular function: protein binding. The transcript has 2 exons. Gene Ontology annotation, biological process: SCF-dependent proteasomal ubiquitin-dependent protein catabolic process. NCBI's taxonomy places the organism in Eukaryota, Viridiplantae, Streptophyta, Magnoliopsida, Malvales, Malvaceae. Bases 182 to 1585 code for a protein of 467 amino acids. Gene Ontology annotation, cellular component: SCF ubiquitin ligase complex.
UCUGGAACUGAAACAAAAGAAAAGCUCCUUUGAAAGAACAAAAUUUCCAAGAUUUUAAAUUCAAGGAACUGCUCACUUUCAUCAAUAUCAUCAUUUCUACUCUUACCCAUUUGAUUUCAGAAACUUAAGCCGCUGCCGAUGCCGAUGCGCCUUUGUUGAGGUAAAUGAUAUUGAUUUCGCAAUGGAUGAAUUACCAGAGCACUUGGUUUCAGAAAUUUUAGGCAGGAUUAGGAAAACUGAGGACAGGAACUCUGUUUCAUUAGCGUGUAAACGUCUUUACGAAAUGGAUAACGAACAGAGAAUUUCGCUUCGAGUUGGGCGUGGAUUACAUCCUGCAAAUGAAGCUUUGGCUUCCCUUUGCAAUAGGUUUCCCAACUUAACAAAAGUCGAAAUCACUUACUCUGGCUGGAUGUCCAAACUCGGCAAACAAAUGGAUGACCAAGGGCUCUCAAUUCUUGCUGGCUACUGCCCUUUACUAAGUGAUCUCACUUUAAGCUAUUGCUUGUCUGUCACUGAUAUCGGCCUUCGUUACUUGGCUUCUUGCUCGAAGAUUUCAGCUCUGAAGCUGAACUUUACCCCACAAAUUACGGGUUGUGGCAUACUGUCCCUUGUUGUAGGCUGCAAAGGCCUCACCAUUCUCCAUCUUAUUCACUGCCUGAAUGUUAAUAGUGUAGAGUGGUUAGAAUAUCUUGGCAAGCUUGAAACACUUGAAGAUCUGUCUAUUAUAAAUUGUAGAGCGAUUGGGGAAGGUGAUUUGAUAAAGCUAGGACCGAGUUGGAAAAAGCUAAAAUGGUUUCAAUUUGAGGUGGAUUCUAACUACCGUUACCUACAAGUUUACGACCAAUUGGCUGUAGAACGAUGGCAAAGACAGUGGAUUCCUUGUGAAAAUAUGCAGGAGCUUAGGUUGGUCAAUUGCAUCAUCAGCCCUGGAAGAGGGCUGGCUUGCGUAUUAGGGAAGUGCCGAAACUUGGAGAAAAUUCACUUGGACAUGUGCAUUGGAUUAAGAGACUCGGACAUUGUAAGCUUAGCACAAAAGUCUAGUAAUCUUGUGUCGAUAUCGCUCCGUGUUCCUUCUGAUUUCUCACAGCCUUUAUUGAUGAACAAUCCAUUAACAUUAACUGAUGAGAGUCUAAAAGCUAUUGCUCAGAACUGUUUGAUGCUUGAAAUGUUGAGGAUAUCUUUCUCUGAUGGAGAGUUUGCUUCAUUUUCAUCAUUUACUUUGAAUGGAAUUCUUAGUGUGAUCCAAAAUUGCCCGGUUCGGGAACUUGCUCUUGACCAUGUCUAUUCCUUUACUGAUAUUGGGAUGGAAGCUUUAUGCUCAGCUCAGCAUUUAGAAACCCUGGAGCUUGCGAGAUGCCAAGAAAUAAGCGAUGAGGGGUUGCAGCUAGUGAGUUGGUUUCCCCGUCUCCGUGUUUUGCGGCUGAGAAAAUGUUUGGGGAUUACAGAUGAUGGAUUCAUAACUCUUGUUGGUUCAUACAAAUUGGAUUUAUUGGCUGUUGAGGAUUGUCCUCAAAUUUCUGAAAGAGCAAUCUACGGUGCUGCUAGAUCGAUAUCAUUUCGGCAAGAUUUGUCAUGGAUGUAUUGAACUUGGUAAGUAUAAUUAUCUGGUUUCUUUUGGUUUUGCCUUCUGGUUUUUUAUUUC